Messenger RNA from Gymnodraco acuticeps, 1441 nucleotides. RefSeq names its product nesprin-1-like. Gene Ontology annotation, biological process: nuclear migration. The record is from RefSeq and is a predicted model, not a curated record. Gene Ontology annotation, molecular function: actin filament binding. Gene Ontology annotation, cellular component: nuclear outer membrane; meiotic nuclear membrane microtubule tethering complex; cytoplasm. NCBI's taxonomy places the organism in Eukaryota, Metazoa, Chordata, Actinopteri, Perciformes, Bathydraconidae.
UCACUCAGGCAUGGCUCCACCGGGGGGAAAACACAGGAAGAUGGAGGGCUCGUUCAUGACCCGAUCCGCUAGUGUGUGAGAGUGUGUGUGUGUGAUAGAGAGUGUGUGUGUGUCAGGGAGGAGGGGGAGUCAGAUCUGUUUUGCUUCCUGCUGGAGAGAGAUUUCCAGUUUUCCCUCAGUGGAUUUUCAUCCUCACACGUAUAUAAAUCUGUGUGUCGCUGGUCCUCAUGAGAGGCGGGGGUGUGUGUGUGAGAGAGAGUGUGUGUGGGGGGGGGCGAUGGAUCAGCGUAAGGACGGCAGGAAGUCUUCUCUGAACCUGGUCUCUGGAUUCUUCCAGUAUCUGAGGGACGAGCAGGAGGCGGUGCAGAAGAGGACCUUCACCAAAUGGAUCAACUCUCACUUAGCCAAGUACAAGCCGCCUCUGGAGGUGAACGACCUGUUCGAGGACAUCAAGGAUGGGGUGAAGCUUCUGGCUCUGCUGGAGGUUCUGUCCGGACAAAGACUGCCCCGUGAGCAGGGCCGUCAGCUGAAGAGGAUCCACUGGGUCUCCAACAUCGGCACAGCGCUCAAAUUCCUGGAAGGCAGGAAGAUCAAACUGGUGAACAUUCACGCGACCGACAUCGCAGACGGACGCCCGUCCAUCGUCCUCGGGCUGAUAUGGACCGUCAUCCUCUACUUCCAGAUCGAGGAGCUGACCAGUAACCUGACCUCCCUGCAGCCCCUCUCCACCAGCAGUUCCUCAGUGGAGAGCAGUGAGGCCGGCAGCCCCCCACCCAUGAAGAGGAAGGUGGUGCAGCGUUUCCAGGGCGGCGCCAAGAAGGCCCUGCUGAGAUGGGUUCAGAGCACCGCCGCACAGUUCCACGGUCUCCAGGUGAAGGACUUCGGGCCCAGCUGGAGGGACGGAGUGCUGUUCCAGUCCGUGGUCCACUCCAUCAGACCUGACCUGGUGGACAUGGAGGAGGUGAGGAGGAGGAGCAACAGGGAGAACCUGGAGGAGGCCUUCUCUCUGGCAGAGAACCAGCUGGGCAUCCCCCGCCUGCUGGACCCUGAAGAUGUGGACGUGGAUAAGCCGGAUGAGAAGUCCAUCAUGACGUACGUGGCUCAGUUCCUCAAACAUUACCCCAACCCUGGGCACUCUGAGGCGGACGGGCAGCAGGACGAGUUCUGUCCUGGAGAUAUAGAGCAAAUGCUCGAGCGAGAGGAGCGUAAGAUGCUCCGAGAGCUGAAGGUGUUCCUGGACCAGCUGGAGAGAGAGGUGCUGCGAGCGCAGGGCAGCGAGGGGAACCUCACCGACAAGUACCAGGAGUUUAAGAGUUUCAGAGUGCACUUUGAGAUGAAGAGGAAGCAGAGCGAGCCGCUGCUGCAGCCAAUCAGCAGAGAGGGGAAGCUCUCUGUGGACCAGGCUCUCCUGAAGCAGGCCUGGGAGAGGGUCUCUGCACGG